ACCGUCCAGCAGUGGGUCACCAUCGACAACAUCAACAUCGUCUAGCAGUGUGUCUUUAUCUACAACAUCGACAUCAUCUAGCAGUGUGUCUUCAUCUACAACACCGACAUCAUCUAGCAGUGUGUCACCUACUACAGCAUCUAGUAUAGUUGCAGGCUCAUCAUCUGCAGCUCCUACUCAAGCAGUUCCUAUUGAAGAAACACAAAGAAUUGAGUUUGAAACAAGAUUUCUAAGUUUAGAGUACGAUGAAAGAAUGGAAAACGAGUCAUACUGUAGAGAGACCCUAAAAGGCCCCAUAAAACAUUUUGAAAAUAAUUAUGGAGCAGAUGUCAAAAAGGUGGAAUGCAAGCCCGGCAGCGUCAUCGCCAAGUUCCAAGUAGUCGUAAACGCGACAGGUGACCAGAAUGCCGGAACAGCAUUCAUACAAGCAGUCCGUAAGGAUAUCGAUUCUGGCAUGCUGGGAAAUUUAGCUGUCGAUAAGAAACAUCCGUUAGGGGCAAAACUUACAACUACAACUGUUGUCAAAGACUUAACUCCAUCUCCAACAACCAGCAAUGUCAAAAUCGAUGAUAUAAGCUUAGCCUUACUGGUCUUGCUGGGCGUGUGCAUCGGUUUAUUGGUGCUUGCCAUAGUCGUCGCUUCUGCGUGUUUCUGUUGUUACAGAAGAAGAAGAAGAAGAAGAAGAAGAAGAAAGGCAAGCUUAAACACCUAUGCUGGUGUCUCCGAUUUGGAAAAGUCAUUUUUCUAACGCAGUAUAAUCUACGUUGAAAACGUACUACUGCUUUCUGAUUAUACUUGGCAUAAGCAAUAGUUUCUCACUUAGUAUUCUGUAAAACUUGAAGCACUAGAAAAGGAAUAGAGCAAUAACGUAAUAUUGAUUAAAGAAUUGUAACACAGAAGCUUCAUGAAUUUAAAGCUUUUUAAUAUAAUACGAUUUCGCAUCGUAGGAAUUUCGCAUUUAUAGAAACUGUAACUAGCCAGCAAUUAGGUUAGUAAACAUUUCCAUUGGUCUGCUUUUUGAUGCCAACAAGAUUUCGGAAAAAUAAAAAAAAGGCAGGAUCAAAAAAGGACCCCCAAUUUUGUUUUUUAUUGCAUUGAAUUUCUCUCUAGUGCGACAUUUUUUUUAUCCUGUUGCCCUAAACAGGUCUCCUGUGGUGGUUAAGGGAGUGUGACGACACAGAAGAGUUUGUCCCAGGCCUCACCUUUUUUUACGCUUUUCUUUAUUACAGGAAUCCUUUAACAGGCAUAAGAGACAAGUUUUUACUCCGUAAUUGGGGCAGAAUCUAUGACUACACUUAUUUUAAAAUUGCUGGGCGACUUCCUACUAAGAACUAAAAAUAGACUUUGACGGUACUAGAGUAUCUCUUACCAAGGCUGAAUAUACCAUAACUUCUAGAAAUCACACGAAUAAGUAGGUUUUGUACAGCUGUAUCAUGUUGGUUUUGUACAGCUGUAUCAUGGGUCAUCAGGCCCGUACCCAGGAUUUUUCUUGGGGUGGUGCGGAAUCCUGGGGGGUGAGUUCUUUGAUAAAAAUCUAACCACACCCGAUAAAGCAAAAAAGGAUAUUUUAUGCCUUUGCAGUAUCCCAUUGAGAACCGAAAGUGGACCUUCGGCCGGGGACCUUCGAGGGUACAGGGGGUGUGUUCGCACCCCCUGCUAGGCCUUUCCAGAUUGCGCUCGGCACUAUUAUAGCGUAAUUUAGGUUUGGGAGCACUAUUUUGUUCAGAAAGCACUUAAUUUCUAGCUUUUUUAACCCAAGUUACUAGAUUUUGUUGUCUUAUAUAGACAUUUCUAGUUUCCUUAACUACAAAUAAUAUUAUCUCAACUAGGCUAAGACUGUAAAACAGAUGAUUUCGACAUUUUAAUGGGUAGCCUGUGCUUUGGGAACCACAAACAUUGGGUAGCCUGUGGGGUUCAUUACAAUAAUAGAAUGAAUUAUCUAGAAGAUCUGUUUGCCAUGUUUUCCUGUUUUACAUCUAUUGUAAUUAUUUCUCGUUAGGAUAUUGUUAUAAUUAAGGUCUGUUAUCAGGUUUGACAUUAUCGACAUGAUGUUUGUAAAUGAACAUUGUUUUUAUUAGUAUCCAAAUAACAAUGGUAAACAAACACAAAAGAGAACAAAGUCAUUUUUUAUACACUAAAGUGUGAUUUACCCGUUCAUGGACAACAAUAUAAGAUACUCUAAUGCAUGUAUUUAAUAAAAGCAAUAUUCUUUCUUUUAUUCAAAUUUUAAUUAAAACACAACUCAUCUCUAAAUUGUUUUAAAAAUAUACGCUAAUUUUCUUUUCGCCAAUGAGCACUAUUUGAGCACUAUUUUGGUUUUGGAGCACAUUUUAAACACUUUUUGGGUGAUUAUGGGAGCACUUUUCUGGCUUUUUGGGAGCACCUGGCCUGAUCAUGGGAUGAUCUUUAUCGCAACGGGCCACUAUAUUUUAUAAAUGCUCAUAUCCUUGUAGUAUUGUAGAAGCGUAUUUGAAUAAAGUAAUCGAGCAAAAGUC
Molecule: messenger RNA, 2495 nt
Organism: Nematostella vectensis (starlet sea anemone)
Lineage: Eukaryota; Metazoa; Cnidaria; Anthozoa; Actiniaria; Edwardsiidae
Exons: 7
Coding region: 254-748 (164 amino acids)
Source: RefSeq, a predicted model, not a curated record